AUGGAAAGUACUGAUUCAGUUUCUAAGGGUGUAUUUUUAUUUACAAAUGGAUUUAAAAAGGCGAAAAGUUUUAAGAAGAAAACGAAACCUACACUUCUCGAAACUAUGUACAAUGACCGUUGGUACAAAACAUUUAAGCACAAUUGGACCGUAAUUGAAACACAGUUACAGGACCUCCAUGAACAAACAUAUAGUGCCUUAAUAAAUGACAUUGUGCACUAUGUAAAAACAUUUAAUGAAGGAGAGGAGUUUGAUAGUUUAGAAGGUAUAAUUCCCAGUGCAACUCUGUUAACUGGUGUUAAUCAGCCUGAUCAUAUAAACCAAUUUUUAGCUCUUAUUAAUAAAAUAAGAGAAGAAAUUACACCUCAUGUGGCAAUGGUCAAUUCUCAAGAUGCUCAAACAAUAAAACAUGUGGUUGAAAGUUCUGUUUGGCAGUUAAUACAUGGACAAGAUCUAUUGGAUAACUCGGCCAAUGAAAGUAUAGAUGAUAAUAUAGAACAAAAAAAAUUGAAGAAAAAUCAAUGUACUAUGAAGACCCUUUACAAUUGGUAUCAAGCAAAAUAUAUGAAUAGAUCACCAAAGAAAACAAAACAUGCUGUUCCCAAGAACACUUUAGUUAUAAUAAUACCAGAUUUCGAGAGCUUUAAUUGUAACAUAUUGCAAGACUUUGUCAUGAUUAUAAGUUCGUACGCAAAAUCUCUACCAAUAGUAUUAAUAUUUGGAGUUGCAACAUCGGUGUCUGCACUUCACAAGUCGUUCCCGUACCAUGUCUCUUCAAAAUUAUUGAUCAAAGUCUUUCAUUCACAUCCAUCACAUGUUUACAUGAACCAAGUUUUAGAGAACAUAUUUUUAAGUCCAACAAGUUCAUUCCACUUGUCUGGUAAAGCUUUUGAAUUGCUAACAGAUGUGUUUCUGUUUUAUGAUUUCUCUGUUACAGGACUUAUUCAGAGUAUUAAGUAUUGUAUGAUAGAUCACUUCUAUGGUGAUAAUACAAAGUCCUUAUGCUGUUCUCGUAACAAAAUCGAGGACUCGGUGAAGAAUCUCACAUCAGAUGACUUGGAAAAUAUAAGACAGCUUCUAUCGUUUAGACCGUUUUUAGAAGCUCAAGAUUGUGAAACUAAAAUUGGUCUUUUCGAAGAUGAUAACUUUUUUCGAGACGUUUUGUCAAAGGAAAUGAAUAAACUCCACGACUACGUGCAUAGCUUUUAUAUGUGCAUAAGAUUGUUAUCUGCUUUUGUUAAGGAUCUACCAAAGAACAUAUUUGGGAAAACAGUGAGAGAAAUCUACGCUAAGUGUUCCUCACAAAAUAUAACGAAUACACCCGAGUUCCGGGAGUCCAUGCAACUAUUGCAGUUUCAAUCGCAAUUCAAGUUGGUUGAGAGUAUAAAGGCAGCUUUAAAGGAAAUAGCAACGUUCCAAAUAGCAUCUCCCGUGAAACCUUUACGGAGUACACCGUUGAAAAAUAAUACAAAUAUGUCUCUCAACAACGAUUUGGGUCAAGAUUUUGCCAAGAGUGUUAGAGUCCAUUUAAUGACAUUCUUAAGACAAAUCGAGAAUGCAAAUAAUGAAUCGUCCAUAUACACUCAUGUAGAGACUGAAAAUGGUAAUAUGGAUAACAUACCUGGUAAUAGGUAUAAAUUAAAAGAGAAAUUACUGAAAGCGACCAGAGUAGAGAAGAUUCAGUCAGAAUUCGAAAUGAUAAGAUCGAGAUUUGUUAGUUAUUUAGAGGAAGUUUUCGGUAAAGGACUUCUUCCGCCGCACACACAGACCUUCCACGAGAUAUUGUUCUUUAGUGACGUGUCUAAUAUAAAGAAACAAAUCGUUGGAUCUCCUCGAGGUGCCUUGCAUACAGCUUUGAGUAAUCCUAUAUAUUAUCUACAGUGUACAUGCUGUUUGUUGCCGUCAGUGGAAAGUAUAUCGGACUCGUUGCCUGAUGUAUGCAUUGCAUACAAACUUCACCGCGAGUGCGGGAAGCACAUAAAUCUGUAUGAUUGGCUUCAAGCUUUCGCUGCUGUAUUACGUCCAGACCAAGAAGACGAAGACCGAUAUGAAGAUGUUAGUGUUCAGGUUCGUUUUACGAGAGCCGUGUCGGAGCUACAGUUCCUUGGUUUUAUAAAAUCGUCUAAAAGAAAAACUGACCACGUGAUGCGUCUCACUUGG
Brenthis ino (lesser marbled fritillary) is the source of this 2160-nucleotide messenger RNA. Lineage: Eukaryota; Metazoa; Arthropoda; Insecta; Lepidoptera; Nymphalidae. The record is from the annotation of a GenBank genome assembly.